Messenger RNA from Emiliania huxleyi CCMP1516, 561 nucleotides. RefSeq lists its product as hypothetical. The coding region runs from base 1 to 561 and encodes 186 amino acids. NCBI's taxonomy places the organism in Eukaryota, Haptophyta, Isochrysidales, Noelaerhabdaceae. The transcript has a single exon. The record is from RefSeq and is a predicted model, not a curated record.
AUGACGUCUCUCAUCGUGCUCUGGUCGCUCGCGCGCUGCGUUAACCUCGAGGCGUUAACCUCGAGGCGCGCUGUCCUCGCGGCGGCACCGGCGGUGCUCAGCUGCGCCUCCAGCUCGCGUGCCGCAGACGCGAGUCCGACUGUGGUUGCCGUUGGUACUGUCCUGCAGAAACCCGACGCCGCCGUGCCAAGCGGCGCGGCGCUCUAUGUCACAGCUCGGCCAGCCUCCUCCGAAGGCGCGCUGCAGGCCGGGGCGAAAACGCCGCCGAUUGCCUCAGCACGCUUUGCGACGCCGCUCCUUUUCCCCUUCGAGUUUGUUUUGACAACCGACGAUCUUACUGCCGAGUACCGCGCGGCCGACGCCGCCUCCUUCAACCGCCUCGACCUCGUCAUCUCGGCGCGACUGGACGGCGAUGGCGUCGCCGCUACCCGCGGACCGGACGAUCUGGUGGGUCGAGGCACACUCAGCAAGCGAGGCUCGGGGCGCGCCGAGGAGUGGCGGCCGGCCCUCGUCGAGCUGCAGGGGCGGGGGCUGGGCGGGAGGCUGCUGACUGGAGGCUGA